Molecule: messenger RNA, 1352 nt
Organism: Suricata suricatta (meerkat)
Lineage: Eukaryota; Metazoa; Chordata; Mammalia; Carnivora; Herpestidae
Product: zinc finger protein 501-like
Exons: 4
Coding region: 33-1352 (439 amino acids)
Biological process (GO): regulation of transcription by RNA polymerase II
Molecular function (GO): DNA-binding transcription factor activity; RNA polymerase II cis-regulatory region sequence-specific DNA binding
Source: RefSeq, a predicted model, not a curated record
ACCACAGUCAGUGGGAACUGUACAGAGAUGUGAUGUUAGAGACCUAUGAACACCUCGUCUUCUUGGGUCUUGUUGUGUCAAAGCCAGACCUGGUCAUCUUUUUGGAACAAAAGAGGGAGCUAUGGGAUGUGAAGAGAAAGGAGACAGUAGCCUCAUACCCAGGUUCUAAAGGUUACGUUUGUAAGGAGUGUGGCAAAGCCUUCAACAGGCUCUCAGCACUCAUUCAACAUCAGCGAGUGCACACUGGAGAGAAACCUUAUGAAUGUGAAGAAGGUGGUAAAACCUUUAAUGAUGCCUCAUCAGUAAAUGUACGUAGACUAAUCCGUACAGGAGAGAAACCUUACACACAUGAAGAAUGUGGGAUGGACUUUCCCCAACACUCACCUCUUACCGAACAUCACAGAACCCAUAAGGCUGAGAAACCUUACCAAUGUACGGAAUGUGGCAAGGCCUUUACUAACCAGUCAGGCCUUAACAAACAUCACCGGAUCCAUACUGGAGAGAAACCUUACCAAUGUAUGGAAUGUGGCAAGUUCUUUAAAUGGCUCUCAGAUUUUAAUGCACAUCACCGAAUCCAUACUGGAGAGAAGCCUUACCAAUGUAACAAAUGUGGCAAGUCCUUUACUCACCACUCAAACCUUACCAAACAUCACCGAAUCCAUACUGGAGAGAAACCUUACCAAUGUAAGGAAUGUGGCAAGUUUUUUAAAUGUCUCUCAGCCCUUAAGGUACAUCACCGAAUCCAUACUGGAGAGAAGCCUUACCAAUGUGAAAAAUGUGGCCAGUUCUUUACCCAGUCCUCACAGCUUAAUGUACAUCACCGAAUCCAUACUGGAGAGAAACCUUACCAAUGUAACGAAUGUGGCAAAUCCUUUACUCGCCAGUCUGACCUUAACAAACAUCACAAAAUCCAUACUGGAGAGAAGCCUUACCAAUGUAACGAAUGUGGCAAAUCCUUUACUCGCCAGUCAGACCUUAACAAACAUCACAAAAUCCAUACUGGAGAGAAACCUUACCAAUGUGAAGAUUGUGGAAAGGCCUUUAACCGGCCCUUUUCCCUAAAUCUACAUCGCCGAAUCCAUACUGGAGAGAAACCUUACCAAUGCGAAGAAUGUGGCAAGUUCUUUACCUGGUCCUCACAGCUUAAUGCACAUCACCGAGUCCAUACUGGAGAGAAACUUUACCAAUGUAAGGAAUGUGGCAUGUCCUUUACUCACCAGUCAGGCCUUACCACACAUCACCAAAUCCAUACUAGAGAGAAACCCUACCAAUGUAACGAUUGUGGCAAGACCUUUACCAAGCAUGCACACUUUAUUGGACAUAUAAGAAUCCAUUCUGGAGAGAAACGUUAG